Molecule: messenger RNA, 441 nt
Organism: Protopolystoma xenopodis
Lineage: Eukaryota; Metazoa; Platyhelminthes; Monogenea; Polystomatidea; Polystomatidae
Source: the annotation of a GenBank genome assembly
AUGGCAAAACUCACUAAUGAUGCCGACUAUGAUGCCGGCGAAACGUUUAAGAAUGUACCAAGUCCAUUAUCUGAUGCUGGGAAUCAUGACAACUACUAUGACAGACGACUUCGGACUAGUACUUUUGACCACCUUUCCAAAGGAGUUGAAGGGGGUUUCACUCUAGAAAUGGCUACUGAUGAAGCACGUGCUUGUCAAGACUUGCUUCGACAAGCUAAGUACCAUCUGAAUCGUGCCAAAACUCGCGAAGAACACGAGAGGGAAGUACGACAACGCCAGGAAGAAGAGAAGGAGGCUCAGCGCAAGAGGCAAUUAGAACUGCAGCAACAGGCUGAACUCCUAAGGCAACAACGAGAACGUCGACUAGAAGAGGAACGGGGCAAAUUUUUGGAAAAAGCCAAACUGAUUGUCAUUGAACCGGCUAGUGAGGUAGGUUUUUAA